Chelmon rostratus (copperband butterflyfish) is the source of this 4630-nucleotide messenger RNA. RefSeq names its product calcium channel, voltage-dependent, alpha 2/delta subunit 2a (gene cacna2d2a). The coding region runs from base 1 to 3324 and encodes 1107 amino acids. The record is from RefSeq and is a predicted model, not a curated record. NCBI's taxonomy places the organism in Eukaryota, Metazoa, Chordata, Actinopteri, Chaetodontiformes, Chaetodontidae. Gene Ontology annotation, cellular component: voltage-gated calcium channel complex. Gene Ontology annotation, molecular function: voltage-gated calcium channel activity. The transcript is spliced from 38 exons.
AUGGCGAUCUGCGCGCAGUCGUACGGUGUUUUCUGCCUCCUCACAAUCCAAACUGUACUUAUCAUAUGCGUCUCCACGCCGACAGACGGGACCCACCUCUUCCCCCAGCACUACACAAUGAUUCACUGGGCUGGGCGCAUUGAAAAGGAGCUGGAAAAGGUCCUGCAGCACGUCACCGGAACUCAGCAGAUGAGAUCGAUUUAUAAUGAGAAGAAGAGCCAGUUUGAAAUCAAGAGAAACAACCCCAAGGACUUGGUGGAGAGAGUGGCACGGGACAUCUCCAAGCUGCUGAACAGUAAGAGGAAAGCCCUGGAGAAACUGGCGAGGGAGGCGGAGCUGCUUCAGAAGGAGCAUGUAUGGCAAGAUGGUGUGACGGAGAAUGCCAUUUCAUACUACGAUUCCAAAGCGGAUUCAGACUAUGCGGAGGAUGGAGAAGAGGAGAACCCCCUAGAGAGCUCGACAUCUUUGGAGCUGGAGUUUGUGGACGAUCCUAAUUUUAAAAACAAGGUCAACUACUCUUCCAGUGCGGUCCAGAUUCCUACAGACAUAUACAAAGGCUCCCCAGUCAUCCUAAAUGAGUUAAACUGGACCCAGGCGCUGGAGAGGGUCUUCAUUGAUAACCGUCGGGAGGACAGCUCUCUGCGCUGGCAGGUGUUUGGCAGUGCCACAGGAGUGACCCGAUACUACCCAGCCACUCCGUGGAGGGCACCCAACAAGAUUGACCUGUACGACGUCCGCAGAAGACCAUGGUAUAUCCAAGGUGCAUCGUCUCCAAAGGACAUGGUCAUCAUCGUGGACGUGAGUGGAAGUGUCAGCGGACUCACGCUGAAGCUGAUGAAAACCUCCGUAGUGGAGAUGCUGGACACUCUGUCAGAUGACGACUAUGUGAACGUGGCCAGGUUCAAUGAGAAGGCUGAUGCUGUCGUUCCGUGCUUCAGGACUUUGGUCCAAGCCAAUGUUCGUAACAAGAAGAUCUUCAAAGAGGCCGUCAUGCAUAUGCAAGCCAAAGGAACCACAGAUUACAAGUCUGGCUUCACAUUUGCCUUCGAACAGCUUCUCAAUGAGAGCAGUGCCCCGAGGGCCAACUGCAAUAAGAUGAUAAUGAUGUUUACAGAUGGCGGGGAGGAUCGUGCACAGGAAAUCUUUGAGAAGUACAACUGGCCCAACAAAACGGUUCGUGUGUUCACCUUCUCUGUUGGCCAGCAUAAUUAUGAUGUCACCCCUUUGCAGUGGAUAGCUUGUGCCAAUAAAGGUUACUACUUUGAAAUUCCAUCGAUUGGAGCCAUCAGAAUCAACACCCAGGAGUACCUGGAUGUCCUGGGUCGUCCCAUGGUGUUGGCUGGGCCGAAAGCCAAGCAGGUGCAGUGGACGAACGUCUACCAGGAUGCUCUGGGUUUGGGCCUUGUCAUCACUGGGACGAUGCCAGUUUUCAACCUCACCGCUGAUACUGUAAGCUCUCAGAACCAGCUCAUCCUCGGAGUCAUGGGAGUAGAUAUUGCAAUCAACGAAAUCAAAAAGAAGACACCGACAUACAGACUUGGAGCCAAUGGCUACACCUUUGCCAUCGACCCAAAUGGUUAUGUACUGCUGCAUCCCAACCUGCGACCCAAAAUCAUUAACUUCAGGGAGCCCGUCACUCUGGACUUUCUGGAUGCAGAGCUGGAGGACAGCAACAAGGAGGAGAUCCGUCGACAGAUGAUUGAUGGCAAAUCAGGGCAAAGGAAAAUCAAGACGCUCAUUAAGUCAGUUGAUGAGAGGUACAUCGACGAGGCCAUGCGGACGUACACAUGGACGCCCGUGGAGGGAACAGAUUACAGUCUAGGGUUGGUACUGCCCACAUAUAGUGAGAACCACAUCAAGGCCAACCUGAGUGACCAGAUCCUUCAGGUGCAGUAUUUUGAAUCACUGCUGCCAAACAGUUUUGAGUCUGAAGGACAUGUAUUCAUUGCUCCCAGGGAGUACUGCAAUGAUCUGGAGCUGUCCAACAACAACACUGAGUUCCUGCUCAACUUCAUUGCUCUGAUGGAGAAGGUGACACCGGACUCCAAACAAUGUGACAGUUUGCUCCUUCAUAACCUGAUUCUGGACACCGGCAUCAUCAGGCAGCUGGUCGAGAAAGUGUGGAAGAACAAAGACUUGAACACGUACGGCUUUCUGGCCGUGUUCGCUGCAACAGACGGAGGUGUGACAAGAGUGUUUCCGAACAAGGCUUCAGAAAGCUGGGAGGAAGACCCUGAGCCGUUUAAUGCCAGCUAUUACCGCCGCAGUCUCGACAACAAGGGCUACAUCUUCCGAGCACCUUAUCGAACAGUCAGGGACGAGCUGCUGAACCCAGAGAAUGACACCAUAGGGAUCCUGGUCAGCACGGCGGUGGAGAUCACGGUGGGAGGGAAGACCAUCAAACCUGCAGUGGUUGGAGUGAAACUAGACCUUGAAGCCUGGACAGAUAAGUUCAAGAUUCUUGCCAGCAACCACACAGACAACCGUCAAGGCUCAAAUACGUGUGGACCAAACAGGGGCUGUGAAAUGGACUGCGAAGCGAACAGUGAUGAUCUCCUGUGUUAUUUAAUAGAUGAUGGUGCAUUCCUAAUCAUGUCUAAUCAGAAGGAGGACUGGAACAAGGUGGGGAUGUUCUUCAGUGACGUCGAUCCCUACUUGAUGCACGCUCUCUACAACAACUCCUUCUACAACCGCAAGCAGUCAUUUGACUAUCAGUCUGUGUGUGAACGGGUGCCCAACAGUGAAGCUGGAGCUGCACCCAGAGGAGUGUUCGUGCCCACAAUCGCAGAUUUUGUCAAUCUGGCUUGGUGGACAUCAGCAGCUGCGUGGUCCUUGUUCCAACAGUUUAUCUAUGGACUGGCUUACCACAGUUGGUUUGUCACAGAUGAGGUGGAUGCAGAAGGAUUCGACUCCAAAGAGCGGAGUUGUGUCAUGAUCCAGACCCAGUACUACUUAAGUAACCUCAGCAGCUCCUACAACAUACUGCAGGACUGUGGCAACUGCUCCAGGCUGAUUCAUGCCAAGAGGAUAAACAACACCAACUUGCUGUUUGUGGUGGCGGAGAAGAUGCCGUGCAACACCUGCGAGAUCGAGAAGCUGUCUCAGGAGGAGGAGGAGUUCAAGGAGGAUAAUCCAUGUGAAGAAAUGGCUGUGGCGCGCUAUCGAAAAGGACCCUCCACCUGCUUUGACAAUAACAUCUCUGAGAACACGUCAGACUGUGGACGGGGCCACUCCUUCCGUCCGUCCCUCUACACCUUACUGCUCAUCCAGCUGCUGCUGCUUUAUCCGGCCGUCAGCCCCCACUUCCACUCAAUACUACAUUAAUUCCAUUGUCCUCAACUUACCCUCCUUUUAGCCCGCCCGAGCUUCUUUCCCAAUCUAAAACCCCCCGACCCCACCUCUCUACCCCCACCCCCACCCCCACCCCCCACCCUAAUAUAGUCAUAGGUAAUAAUGGGACUUCCCAUCAUGGCAAGUUGGAAGCCCUGAGUGCCGCGCUACCCAGCUCGCUUCAGUUCGUGUCGCUUAGUGACAACUGCCGGACGUUUGUGUCCUCGGCCAGUUAGCCUUCAUCUGCAGGAGGAGUGGGCGGUGCCGGACCACCUGGAUCAUCAGAGGCAACGUCAGAAAAGAGAAAACAAACACCCCCGCCCCAUGAACCCCCCGCCACCUCCACCAUCCACAGAAAGGAGGGAAAAGAGGACAGGUGGAAGUCCUCGUCACAGACCUCCCACCUCAUACAGACCGGAGCGCUGAGGUUGUCUGUCCGCCUUCGCCUCUGUCUGUCAGGCAGACGAUGGGACUUCUCCUCCUUCUUGUCUCCUCCAUCUCAGAGUCUCACCACUCUGUCAUUGACCUCUGGUCAGAGGCCGUGGACCAUUCAGCCAGUUAUAGCCACCACAAAAGAAAAUAACAGAAAAAAAAGAACUGUCAAGUAUACAAAAUGUCAAGUAUAAACUGCUGAAGUGAUGAGUAUUCCAAACAUUACAGUAUAAUUAGUUUUUAAUUUGAAAAGGAAGUCGUUAGGUGUUAACUUUAAAAGACAUGGAUUCAUUUAUGCACUAUAUCUACUUGCCAAAAUGAGAUAGACUUUCAUGUGGUCUUAUUUUUAUAGCCAAAACACGAAGAGGAAAUGGCUUCUGAUUUAGAUUUAGGAUAAACCAUGAGAGGAAGAGGAAGCACUCAGAAACUGAAUGCUGAUUCAUUCUGUGCAGCGUCUAAUUACAGAUUAAUGCUUUUAAAAGACGUCCACUGGGGAUUAUUGUAAUUACAUGAUGGUAAUCGCAUUUCUUCAAGUACUCUUCUCUUGUAUUUACCGUUUAAGGCUAGUUCUAUCCGACGUACACACCAGUGACAGCUGUAAAACAUGAAUCAGUGUUCGGUUGCUGCAGAUCGAGAGCGUUGUUGAUGUCGUGUCAUGUUCUCCUUUAGGAUCAAUCGACCAUUCUGACCUCCAGUUCGGACUGAGUGUUUAAAAAAAAAAAAAAGAAACCCCUGUGCUCUCUGAUGCGAAAGCUCACCUCUGCCAACCCUCAUGAGGCUUCUCCAGUAACCUCUUCUAACCACGAUUUGUACAUGUGCUUUACUUCUGUUCACCCAACAGACACAUCAAGAUCUCUGCCUCAUGACU